This is a messenger RNA of Passer domesticus (house sparrow), 5901 nucleotides long. RefSeq names its product fibrinogen like 1 (gene FGL1). The coding region runs from base 171 to 1112 and encodes 313 amino acids. The transcript is spliced from 8 exons. Gene Ontology annotation, biological process: blood coagulation. NCBI's taxonomy places the organism in Eukaryota, Metazoa, Chordata, Aves, Passeriformes, Passeridae. The record is from RefSeq and is a predicted model, not a curated record.
CAACUUCUCAGCAGCAUUCCAGCCCAGUGACUCAUAGUAGAUGUAAGCCUCCACUCUGCAGAAUUUAAUAGCAAAAACAAUCGCAGCUUGGGAAGGGCUCUGGAAUUAUUUGCAUCAGUUUAAGAAGAUUUAACUACUUUGAGUUCUGUCCAGAAGUUAAAGCUUCCAAAAUGAAGAUUUUGAUAAUGAUUGAUUUUGUCCUUGCAGCUAGCUUGAUGGAUGUCAUUGGCAGCUCUGAUUUACAGAAAUGUUUUCAAGAGCAGAUAAGACUUCAGGGCCAGGUGAGGCUUCUGGAACAUCGUGUGAAACAGCAGCAGUUAAAAAUUAUACAGCUCCUAGAGAAGAAAGAGAUUCAGUACAGUGACAGAGAAGAUGAAAACAGUGUCAUUGACUUGGGAGGAAAAAGACAGUAUUCAGAUUGUGCAGAAAUCUACAACGAAGGCCAUAAGCAAAAUGGAUUUUAUAAAAUAAAACCAGUCCAGAGUCCCAGAGAAUUCUUUGCGUUCUGUGACAUGUCUGAAGGAGGUGGCUGGACUGUGUUUCAGAGACGUUCUGAUGGAAGCCAGAAUUUUGAUAGACUCUGGGCUGACUAUGAAGAAGGCUUUGGAAAUUUUGUUUUGAAAAAUGGUGAAUUUUGGCUUGGAAACAAAAAUCUUCAUUAUUUGACUAAUCAAGGGAAUUAUUCUUUAAGAAUUGAUCUAACUGAUUUUGAAGGAGAACGGCGUUUUGCACAGUAUGCAAGAUUCAGAGUUGCAGGAGAAGAGCAUUCUUAUGAGAUGAGUUGUGGUGAAUACUCUGGUACAGCUGGUGAUUCCCUUACUGGUGGAUUUCAUCCUGAAGUAAAAUGGUGGGCUGAUCAUCGAGGAAUGAAAUUCAGUACUAGAGACAGGGAUAAUGACAACUAUGAAGGGAACUGUGCUGAAGAGGAAAAGGCUGGCUGGUGGUUUAACAGGUGUCACUCUGCCAACCUGAAUGGUUUGUACUACAAAGGUCCCUACACUGCCAAGACGGACAACGGGAUUGUUUGGUACACCUGGCAUGGGUGGUGGUAUUCCCUAAAAUCUGUUGUCAUGAAGGUCAGACCUGCAGACUUUGAAUGUAAUAUUGUUUAAAUAUGCUAUUAACAUGAUUCACCUGAUUACUAUUUUAGGAAGUUAAUUCCAAAUUAAAAUGGGCAGAUUUUUACUUCUCAAUCUAUGCAUAUAUAAAUUUGGAAUCAUUCCUCUUCAAGCAGUAGUUUUAUGAGAUGUAAGCGAAAAGACAAGCUAGCCUAUGAACUUUUAGAUACAAAUAUUAAUGCUAAUGGGUCCAGGUAUUUUUUUAAAAAGGCAAGUGUUCACCUAGGGAUAAAGACAUCUUUAUUAAGAUGGCAAAUUUUUGGCUUUCUAGUAACUGCUUUCACCCUUAAAAACAACAGUUUUUAACAACAGUUACUGUGCUGUCUCAAAAAUGAAAAGUAAUUGUACUCACACAAUUAAAAAAACCCUGCUCAAAUAGAAGCAUAAAAUUUACUCAGUGGAUGGAACAUGCCUGCUUUGGAAAGGUUCAAGACUUUAGAAAUGAGUUCCCUGUAAAUUCCUCUGAUGCAAAGUUUGCAUGUGUUGUGUACAUAAUAUACAUAAAAGGUUUAAAGAAUGAGGCAGGGAACUGAAGAAAGAGAAGGGAUGCUGGCAUACAGAAGUGGAUCAUCUGUUGUUUGCUGAGGCAUUUCCAGGGCUGGUCACAACAUUUCAAUAAUUUUCAAAUGUUUCAAAACAUUUUUAGAUAGUUGGUAAUUAUGCUUUUCUCCUUCUUGGUAACCAUAAUGCUUUUUCUUUUUCUUUUUCUUUUUCUUUUUCUUUUUCUUUUUCUUUUUCUUUUUCUUUUUCUUUUUCUUUUUCUUUUUCUUUUUCUUUUUCUUGUUAGACUUUACAACUCUAAUUUUGAAUGUCCUGUCCAGUCACUUCGUCUCCUUUCCCUCUAUACUUGUCUAAGUUCUCUGGGCUUUUCUCCACCUCAAGUUCCAUAUCCAUGUUUUUCUUUUACAAGAAUAAUGGUAAGAGAGACUUUGCCUGCCCCUGGCUUUUGUGCCUGGCACUACAAUAGACUCUAAUAGCCAGUAAUAACAAGAGUUGCUGAUUAGUGCUUGCUGCCAUGGAGAAGAUAGGAAUACUCUCUAGAAAGCUAUCCAGUGAAAUGUAGUCCAUUUCUGCUGAGUAGAUGCAAAUGAAGACUUCAAAGAAAAUAUGGACCUAAGCUUUCCUAAAAUAGUUUUGCUUUUGUGGUUGAUCUGCCACUUUCUCCCCCUGUCCAAAUACAGUUUUGAACAGGGCAGCCACUUUCAGUCAUGCGUAAAAUAAUUGAAACUAAGAUUUGGUUAAGUUCAGUUUAUAAUUACAUUGCUAUGAAUACAGGACAGCUGAAUUGUAACCCUCUGCAUGGCAAUUUCCCCUUCCAUUUUCUUCCUCCCGAAACAAAAGUUUGUAAAGAAUCCUUGAGACAAUUGCAUGGAGUAAGGGAGGGAGGAUGUUUGUAACAACUGGGGGGGAAGAAAGAGAGUUCUUUUGAAACAAUCUCACUCAGUAAGAGAAAUCAUGCUACACCUAAACAACAACAAAAAAAAGUGUGGAGAAAAAACAGGGUUCAGGUAGCUAAAAUCAUGUUAUAAUGUAAAAAUUGUGCCAAUGAAAAUCUGCAGUAAUGAUGUUUGAAGGUCUCUUCUUUUUGUGGUAAUAGCAGAUAUUCUAGAUAAUCCAGUCUUUUUCUCGAUGCAUCAACUGAUACUGUGCUAGAGAUUUCUAGCCUUUAGCACAUCCCUGUGAGGGGAGACAGGACCAAUGAACAGUUAUUCAACUGUUUAUUUUGAACUUUGUUUAAUUAGUUACACCAAAUUACAUUCGAUAUCUGGGAGGAAGGCCCAUCAUGUGUGUGUGUAAGGGGGAUAAGGGGAGGGAGGGAAGUAAAGAGAGAGACAAAAAGAGAAAGUAAAAGAAAUUCAACAUUAAACCAGAAAAUCUGAUAAAGUAUUUUUAUUCAAUUUUAUUACAUAUCUUAAAUUGGGUUCCUAUGUAACUAUGCAUAUAUCUGUAGGUAUGGGUUAUUAAUAAUGUGAUAGAAGUUUUGGAGUAGUUUAAAAAAUGUUGUAAGUAUAGUAUUCCCCAUAAUGAUUUUCAAAUUAUUUUUCCAAUCUAAAAGGAGAAAGAUUUAAUUAUUUGGGAAAAAAAACCCAGAAUGCCAUUACACAGAAGUUGUAAAAACAUCUUUAGUUUUUCACAAGAAAAUGGAAGAUUAACUCAUGAAUUCGGAGAGUAUCAAGGCAGAUCAUAUUCCACCAAAAUAAAAGGAGGAUUUAUGCAUAGGAAAGUUGGAUUUUUAGUACACAAGAAAAAGACUUUCAAAAUUUACAGACUGUGCUCAUAAUAUCUAUGAUAAUUUUUAAUAUACUGCAGCAUAAAUCUAUCCUAUUUAUUUAAAAUAACCCUAAUGAAAUCUUUUGACAUAUUCUGAUAUAAAAUUUGACUCCUGUUCUAUACUGUAAAUCACAAAAUGAAGAAGACUCAAAUCUGUCUUUGUACAUCUUCAAAUGCACUUAGAAGUUUAUUUGGACUGAAUGCUUUUCUGAACCAGGAAGCAUCUAGCAUACUGUCAGCAAUAUACAAAUAUUUAAUUUCCACCAUUUUUCCAUGGCCUUUCUUUGUGUAAUAAAUCUUUCUGACCACAUGAAAAGCUUGUGAAAGUGUUGUAAUUAAAAAUGGUCAUAUAAUUGUUCUUAAAUAAACAAACCAUUUAUUUCCAAAAGGGAAGUUUUAAUAGCUACCAGGCAAGACACAAGGUUGGAAGAGAAUUCUUUCCUCUGCCAGGCUUGCCUGUUCACAUGAAUUUAUUUUCUCAACAGGUACAAACAUGUUCUAAAUAGUCUUUAUUAUUACAAGAUAGCAGAACACAGACUGCUAUUACAAGAUAGCAGAACACAAGAUAGCAGAACAGUUUAUUUGUUCUGGUGUUAGGCAGAACAUUGUUCCCAAACAGCUGAAAAUUAAUACAGUCUAUUUCAUAGAAAUCAUAUAACCCAGAAGAAGAAAAAUAAGAAUUGAGAAAAUAACAAGGAAAAUGUUUUGUUAGUCAUGUUAAUAAGGGACAUAAUGAUAUCUACCAGUAAUGUGGAAUCAAAAAUAUAUAUUUUUGUAGUAUCUGUUCAAGGGAAACACUCUUGUAUUUUAUUUCUAUGUCUCUGUUCUUGCAUUUCCUCAACAUAUUGGGGAGUAAAAGAAUGGAAACCAUAAUCACAGAUGAAUUAAAUGAGCAGUAACAGAGCCUUUUAUGUUACAGCAUUUGUUUUCCCUAGAAUAUGUAGAAUGCAUGGAUAGAGUUGAGGUACCACGGUCUGGUCUUUGGCUUUCCAUUGGAGAUUCUUCUCUUCGCUCUACUGCCUUUCUACAGUCUACCUCUCCUCACCAUUCCCAAAACUGUUACUCCUCACACAAAUAUCUGAAUGCCUUUUGUAAGUAUAACAUUUUGUUCUGUUAGAGCUCCUUCUUCUUGCUGUUGAAAUGGUACACACAGAAAGGGGAUUUGAACCACAGGUUGCCCAGUCCGUGAACAUUCCUAUCAUGUUCCUUUAGUUCACUUCUCAUCUCAGAAGAACAAGCUAAUUUUUUUCUCAUUUUCCUUCAGCAGUAAGUUCUCUUUGGCAGUUGUAACAGAGAUAGAAAGAGCAGAAGUAUCCAGGGAAGUAGUCUGUCAGAACCCAGGACAUCUCUCUGGAUGUCUCAAAGCCCUGGCAGGGGCUCAAAGACCCUGUCAGGAAGCCAAAGACACCUGGAAAUUUGAUCUUAAUUCAUGGAGCAAAUUGCCAACCUGAUAUGAAGAAUUACAGGUCACAAAAGUUUAAGUAGCAUAGUAGUAGGAAUCACAGGGUGAAGCGAAAAAUUUUGGAGCACUGUACAGGGGGUUUUGAACCUUGUACAGGGGGGUUUGGAAUUCUGUACAUGAGGGUCAGGAGUACCAAGAUGGAGGGAUUUGGGCGUGCCCUGUCCUUCUUCUUUCUUCUCCUUGGCAUCCAUGUUCAGGAUGAUGUUGGCAUGUGUGGAUUGGUUCAUGGUGAAGGUACACUUGCCAACAAGGGUGAACAGUAUUGGAAAUAGAAGGUAAAUAUCUUAUAUGUAGUUUUACUAUAAAAGAGACAACCGCCCUGUGGGCGGGAGAGAGUGCCCUUGGCUGUCUUGCAGAUCAGACCUUGCCUGGACAGACAGAAAAACUUUGUAGAUAAGGAACAAUAAACUCAACUGAAGACCGAAAAGCAAGAGUCCAGACUCCUUCUUCAAAGUGUGGCCUGCCCAGAACCACCUUUUCCUGUGCUGGGGCAGAGACGAGUAACAGCCGACCCUGACAGUAGUCUGUAUCUAAAUUUUGAAAAAUUAGAAACAUUUGCACUUAUUUCUGGGUUGUGGGGAGGGGGUUUUGUUUGUUUUUGGUGAUUGGUGUUUGUUUUUUGGGCUUUUUUGGGGGGGUUAAGUUUGUGUUUGUGGUUUUUUAAAUUAUUUAUGACAUGGCCAACUUGGAAAGCAAAAAUGGAGCUUUCAAAACCAGGAAGUACUUCAAAAUGUGUGUGAGUAUGCUUGCUGUUUCUUCAGAGCAGGUCUAAGAAUUGCGAAUUUGGUAAUGCUUCAAACAUUUAGCUAAAAUCCACAUGCUCAGAGGAAGGUUCAAAUCUUUGUUGAAGUGCUUCUUCAAAGAGGGUAUAAAACUUUACAGUGAUAGUGGCUUUUUUGAUGCCUAAUUAAAUUUUUUUUGUUGAAUACAGUGUUCAUCAAUUUUUUUCUUUUCAAAGCACCUGAGGGUCCUCUUAAUUUUUGUUUAGUGCAGGAUGCAAUCCAGUUUCUCAUUGCUACAUCUUUAGUUAACUAGGACAGUUCCUCUUAA